Messenger RNA from Entamoeba dispar SAW760, 966 nucleotides. RefSeq lists its product as uncharacterized. The record is from RefSeq and is a predicted model, not a curated record. The transcript has a single exon. NCBI's taxonomy places the organism in Eukaryota, Evosea, Mastigamoebida, Endamoebidae. Bases 1 to 966 code for a protein of 321 amino acids.
AUGUCAGAAGACACAACAUAUUUAUUUUAUGAAUACUUAUUACAUAGUCAUGGAUACCCAUCUGAUUUAGAAACAAUUUUAAAAGAACCAGAAGGGAGAAUAGAUAAAAUUAUUCAAUUAACAGAAGAAUUUGUAAAAGGAUUUUUACAUGAAAGAAUAACAUCAUUACCACCACAAAAACCUAAACGAUUGCAGAUGUUACAAUCUAUAGUAAAAAAUGAAUAUAUUACGUACCGUGUAAUUGGACAUGUUCAUUCAAUAUUUUCAGAACUAAAUGGAACUCCAAGACAAGGACUUUUAUCACCAACAACACGAGCAUAUAUUGAAUUUGAAAAAUGGGUAAUACCAGAAGUAGCAGUGAAAGGAAUAGAAGAGUAUUCUCAUUUAAUUAUUUUAUUUAAAUUUCAUUUAAAUAAGAAUCAUGUAUAUCAUCCAUUAGUCCAUCCACCCAAAAGAGGGAAAAAGACAUCAGUUUUUACAACAAGAUCACCACAUAGACCGAAUAAUAUUGGACUGACUGUUUCAUUAAUUGAUAAAUUUGAGAACAAUAAAUUAUAUCUAAAAGGAAUUGAUCUUGUAGAAGGAACACCAAUUGUCGAUAUCAAACCAUAUAUCUUUGCAGAUUCCAUACCAAUAAAACAAAUUAAACAACCAGAAUGGUUAUGUCGUUCAUCUCAUGCAGAAAAAAUUAAUGUUGAAAUUGAUGAAAAAGUAAUAACAAAAAUGAAAGAGUUAAUUAAUAAAUUAGAGUUUUAUAAAACUCUUGAAGAAUAUAUUGAAGUUGUAAAAGAAGUAUUAUCACUUGAUAUUAGAAGUGUUCAUAUGCAGUCAAAACAUGAAAUUAAAAGAUAUGGAGUUUUAAUAGAUAAAAUAAAUAUUAUAUUUUGUUAUGAAGAGAAAGGGAUAAAAGUAAUUGAUGUUGAAUAUAUUGAAUGUCCUGGUAAAUAUUCUAAAAUAAAGAAAUAA